Molecule: messenger RNA, 935 nt
Organism: Eruca vesicaria subsp. sativa (arugula)
Lineage: Eukaryota; Viridiplantae; Streptophyta; Magnoliopsida; Brassicales; Brassicaceae
Source: the annotation of a GenBank genome assembly
GAGAAAGAGACAGAGAGUCAGAGUUUGUACGAAAGCCUUUAGCUAAGCAAUGGACGUCUAUGGCUUAUCUUCACCAGACUUACUUCGAGUCGAUGACCUUCUUGACUUCUCCAACGAAGACAUCUUCUCCGCCUCUUCUUCCACUUCCACCAACGCUACUUCCUCCUCCUCUUUCCCUCCUCCUCAUAACCCUAACUUCCACCAUCAUCAUUACCCUUCCUCCGCUGAUCAUUCUUUCCUCCACGACAUAUGCGUUCCCAGUGACGAUGCUGCUCACCUUGAAUGGCUCUCACAGUUCGUGGACGACUCCUUUACUGACUUUCCAGCGAACCCAUUGGGAGGAACCAUGACAUCCGUCAAAACCGAGACCUCAUUUCCCGGGAAACCAAGAAGCAAACGAUCAAGAGUUCCAGCUGCUUACGCUGGAACAUGGGCACCUAUGUCCGAAUCCGACCAGCAGGUUCAUGUCCCCGGGAAACUCAAGCCAAAGAAAGAACAGUCCAGCGGAGGAGGAGGAGGAAGGAAUUAUCAUCAGUCCACAACGGAGGAAGGAGGGAUGAGGAGAUGCACUCACUGUGCUUCCGAGAAGACGCCGCAGUGGAGGACAGGACCACUCGGGCCCAAGACUCUUUGUAACGCAUGUGGAGUCCGGUUUAAAUCCGGUAGGCUUGUACCGGAAUACAGACCGGCUUCGAGUCCAACAUUCGUGUUGACUCAGCAUUCCAACUCUCAUAGGAAAGUGAUGGAGCUUCGAAGGCAGAAGGAGGUUAUGAGACAACCACAGCAUGUCCAACUUCACCACCACCAUCAUCACCACCAUCCGCCGUUUUAGUCCGACGUCACUUCUUUUUUUUCUUUUUUUUUGUUCUUCUUGGGGGUUGGGUUUGGGGCGGGGGAGUCAUGUGAUGAUGACGUUUAGCGAUCCUAGCGGCGUU